AUGUUGAGAAGCGUAACAACAAGGGCAUUGGCCAGGGUUCCAUCCCGCAGCGUCAGAAGUCUUAGUAGUUCAAAUAUUUUAUUGGCACCCAAGAAGAAACAAGGAGCACAACCUGCUAAGAAAUUGAAGCAAGGGUAUAAUAAGAAGAAAGAUGGAGCCGGAGAAAAGAAAGCUAAGGCAGGAGGUAUGACUCAUUUAGGCUUUGAUGAUGCUGUUAGAGCGUUAAAGUUUGAGAAAUUGGCAGUUAAGUUAGACUCCUUAGAAAUUGGGAAAUUACAACAUAAUGGACUUGAAAAGUUGCAACAAUCAGUUGUUAAAUAUGAUGAUGAAACUCAAUUCGCAUUAUUCCGUUUAGGAAUGUUUAAGAAGUUCCAACAUCAUGAGAUGUUUGAAAGUCCUAUUUCCUUAGUUUCAAACAAUACCUCCAAAUUGUCAAAUGAAUUUAUUGAUCAAUUGGAUGGUCCUUCAAUUAAUAAUAGAGUUUGUUUGAUAGGAGAGAAGGGUACUGGGAAAUCAACAUUAUUGGCUCAAGCUGCUGCACUUGCGCGAUCUAAAUAUAAUAAUGAAGUGAUUCUUUUACAUUUGGAAUCUCCAUUGAAAAUCACUGAAGGUUCAUCUGAUUAUUUCUUCAAUAAAUCAUUAACAAAAUUCCAUCAGCCUAUGUUCACCAAGAAAUGGCUUUAUAAAUUAAGAAGUGCCAAUGAAACCAUUUUCAAAAAGUUGAAAUUAACUAGAGAUAUUCUGUUUACUAUCAAAAAGCAAGAAUAUACUUUGAAAAAGGAUGAAAAUACCGUUUGGGAUCUUGUUUAUAAGAAUAAGGAUUUUGGUAAGAUGGCAUCAACCAAUGCGUUCCAGUUUCUUUUAGAGGAACUUAUUCAUCAUUCCAAGGAAGUUCCAGUUUUAGCCUCUAUAGAUGAUAUUAGUGUGAUUACCACUAACCCCAACACUGCAUACCGUCAUACUGAUUUGAAGAAGAUUCAUGUAAGUGAACUUGAAAUUGGAGAUUUGAUUUUGAAGUUGAUCUCCGGUGAAGUUUCCUUUAGUAAAGGUGGGGUUUUGUUAGGAGAAUCUAAAGAUUCAGGGAAAGACACUCAUACCUUACGUGUUGGGUUAAGACUUGAACAAUAUGAUCCAUGGUUGAAAGCAUAUGAAUGUGAUAAUACUAUUGCUAACAAAUUUCUUGCUAAUGAAGGAGUCAAGGUGUUUGAUGUCAAGAAUUUAAGUUCUGAAGAAUCGACUGAAUUAUUAGAGUUUUAUGAAGCUACUGGGGCCCUUAAAGUAAGACCAUAUCCUGCUAAAGUUCACAAGACCUUAACAGCUGUGGAACAAGCAGAAGCAGCAUCUUUUGAUAAGACAUUGCACUUUGAAAAGAUUGCAAAGAGUUACUACACUAUUACCGGAGGUAAUCCACGAGAAUUAUUAAAGUCUAGUGUAUUAUCUUAUUAA
Molecule: messenger RNA, 1446 nt
Organism: Lizanozyma spartinae
Lineage: Eukaryota; Fungi; Ascomycota; Pichiomycetes; Serinales; Debaryomycetaceae
Gene: RSM23
Product: mitochondrial 37S ribosomal protein mS29
Exons: 1
Coding region: 1-1446 (481 amino acids)
Biological process (GO): mitochondrial translation
Cellular component (GO): mitochondrial small ribosomal subunit
Molecular function (GO): structural constituent of ribosome
Source: RefSeq, a predicted model, not a curated record